GUUUUUUUUAAAAGAAGAUAUAUGAGUUACCCAUUUGGACUCUGUGCUAUUCCAAACAGGUCUCCUAAAUAAGGCUAUAGGUAACAGGUUUCAAGCUUGCUGUGAACAAUAGAUAGUGUUGUGCUACAACACAACUGCCUUCUUUGUUUCUUGUUUUGGUGUUCUGUCUUUCUUUCCUGUAGAUUUUGGCAGACUUGUUUCUGCUAAAAUUUUCUUCUCUUUUUCAGCUUAUAAGAAGUAAUUAUUCUGCCAUUGCAGGAUGGAUGGCCAAAGUGAGCUAACUUUCCUUAAUAAGGUGGUGUCAGUGGAAGUGUUGAUUGUUAUCUCAUUCCAGCUGAGCAUCUGCCAUGUGCUUCAAUGGGAUUUUUGUGAGAGUGUCAGAUAAACUCCACAGGCGAGAAUGAAGGGCACAGAAUAAUCCUGCUCAAGAAUGGAUUGCUCCCAGAGGGAAGAGAGCUUUGAAAGCUGCCAUCAUGGAAAAAGGUCUCAAAGGGGGGAUCUGUGACUUAGGAAUCUAUCAAUGAGAAAUGCUAACAGAACUACACACGGCUGGAACUUAAUCAUGUGUACAGAAAAAGUCCCUUAAAUAUCUGAAAGGUUCCAAAAGUUGUCUGAAAUGCUAACGAGGAAACUUCGUCACUGUACUAUCCUGCGGUUUAAGCCUCUUUGGGUGUUAGUUUGUACAGUUGGAAUCUGGUCUUAUAUUAUAGUUCAUCAGAAACCAACCUAUCAAGAUGAUGAGCAUUUGGAACUGACUGAUGAAUAUCCUAAUGCAGUAAACUGUUCCAAGAUACUGGAAGGUGACACAGCGGAAAUUCAAAAGGUAAAGCUUGAGCUGUUAACAGUCUCCUUUAGGAGAACCCCAAAAAUAACUCCAAACGACUAUAUCAACAUGACAAUUGAUUGCGCCUCCUUUAUUAAGAAGCGGAAAUAUAUUAUGGAACCUCUUAGCCAAGAAGAAGCAGAAUUUCCCAUUGCAUAUUCAAUAGUGGCUUAUCAUAAAAUUAAUAUGCUUGAGAGACUUCUGAGAACCAUAUAUGCUCCUCAGAACUAUUACUGCAUUCAUGUUGACAAAAAGUCCCCAGAGUCUUUCUUGGCAGCUGUAAAGGGGAUUGCAUCAUGUUUUCAUAAUGUCUUCAUUGCCAGCCAAUUGGAAAGUGUAGUGUAUGCAUCAUGGAGCCGGGUACAAGCUGACCUCAACUGCAUGAAGGAUCUCUAUAGGAGGAAUGUGAGCUGGAAGUACUUAAUCAAUCUCUGCGGUAUGGAUUUCCCAAUCAAGACCAAUCAAGAAAUAGUGGAGAAAUUGAAAGCCCUCAACGGUGAAAAUAGCUUAGAAACGGAAAAAAUGCCUUCAAACAAAGAGGUGAGGUGGAAGAAACAUCACGAAGUAAUUGAUGGCAAGAUAAAAAACACAGGGAUAGACAAACAGCACCCACCUCUCAACACACCCAUUUUCUCUGGAAGUGCCUAUUUUGUUGUUAGUAGGAGGUUUGUGGAAUAUAUAUUAGAGAAUAGCAAAAUUCUUGCUUUUAUAGAAUGGGCUAAAGACACAUACAGUCCUGAUGAAUACUUAUGGGCAACAAUUCAGCGAAUCCCUGAGGUUCCUGGUGCUGUCUCCGCCAGUGGCAAAUAUGAUGUUUCCGAUAUGAAUGCAGUUGCCCGGUUUGUGAAGUGGCACUACUUUGAGGGCGAUGUAUCCAAGGGUGCUCCUUACCCUCCUUGCAAUGGAGUUCACGUCCGUUCUGUAUGUGUCUUUGGAGUCGGAGACUUGAGUUGGAUGUUACGGAAACAUCAUUUCUUUGCCAACAAGUUUGAUACUGAUGUUGAUCCUUUUGCAAUUCAGUGUUUGGAAGAACAUUUACGAGACAAAAUGCUACAUCAACGCAGACACUAACAUGCUGGUGUUUUGUUUUUUUUUUAAUGGUACAUGUCUUCGUUAUUUGAUUAAAUUGGCAGAAAAGAGAUGGAGAAUAUGAAACCUCUUUUUUGUUUUUAAACAAAGCUUGUAGAGUGAUUAUCUAGCUGAUUAUGUCCCCUGAGUUUUCUUAAUUCUGUUUUUUUUUUU
Molecule: messenger RNA, 2065 nt
Organism: Crotalus tigris (Tiger rattlesnake)
Lineage: Eukaryota; Metazoa; Chordata; Lepidosauria; Squamata; Viperidae
Gene: GCNT1
Product: glucosaminyl (N-acetyl) transferase 1
Exons: 2
Coding region: 617-1894 (425 amino acids)
Cellular component (GO): membrane
Molecular function (GO): beta-1,3-galactosyl-O-glycosyl-glycoprotein beta-1,6-N-acetylglucosaminyltransferase activity
Source: RefSeq, a predicted model, not a curated record